UAUUAUUAUUCUACGCCAGACUGUUGUAUUGCUUCCUCGACUCAGUGAUAGGAUGUAGCGGUAGGGCUGAUGCGACGGCCUACGAGGAACACGCGACCCCUUUGUACAGUCCUGAUGCUCGUAAUACAACCGACAUAAGCAUUCUAAGUAAUGGCCACUGGAUAAAUAUAGCAGUGGCAAUGGUAAUCACGAGCAGAUCUACCCUGUAGAUUACUCCAUAUUACUGUCUCCUUUUCUACAGAGUUGAUAUAAAACGGGAAUCAAUGUCAAAAGGAGCAACACGUGAUAUCCCGUGAUAUAUAUACAAUGAUUGGGCUCGACCCUGCCCUAACCCCACCCACACAGCUAAGCGAGCCGCACCCCAAUUUCCUCUGCGCUCCGAAGCAGACUCGAAACCUUUCGACAGUCGACGUUCAACCACCACCCAACGACACCGUCCGUCACCUCCUACCAAUCCCUCCCCCGAAACCAGGUGCAUACGGCGUCCAUCAUGUCCGACAACGGGGAAGUCGAGGUCGAAAGCCCGGCCGUUUUCCAGGUCCUGCCCAAGGAUGUUGCCUCGGAGAUUGGCACUGUGAAGCUUUUCAACAAGUGGAGUUAUGAGGAUGUCGAGAUCAGGGAUAUCUCCUUGACCGAUUACAUUCAGAUUCGCUCUCCCGUCUACCUCCCCCAUUCCGCUGGUCGCUAUGCCGCCAAGCGCUUCCGCAAGGCCCAGUGCCCUAUCAUUGAGCGCUUGACCAACUCGCUCAUGAUGAACGGCCGCAACAACGGCAAGAAGCUCAUGGCUGUCCGCAUUGUUGCUCAUGCUUUCGAAAUUAUCCACAUCAUGACCGACCAGAACCCCAUCCAGGUUGCGGUUGACGCUAUUGUGAACUGCGGUCCCCGUGAAGACAGCACUCGUAUCGGUUCCGCUGGUACUGUCCGUCGCCAGGCUGUCGAUGUGUCUCCCCUCCGCCGUGUUAACCAGGCCAUCGCUCUCCUGACCAUCGGUGCCCGUGAAGCCUCUUUCCGCAACAUCAAGAGCAUUGCUGAGUGCCUGGCUGAAGAGCUUAUCAACGCUGCCAAGGGAAGCUCCAACUCUUACGCCAUCAAGAAGAAGGACGAGCUGGAGCGUGUUGCCAAGAGCAACCGGUAAAGGUGUUAUGUUUUGGGCGUACUUCUCCGUUUGUUCCUCUUUUAUGUUCUCGGGGUGGACGGGGGUUCAUCAGGGUUGAGGUUAUUUUGCAUGCAUCAGCGGGACUGUAAAUAUCUGAAACAGUCACCGAGGGAGCGAGGUCCAAAAAGUUGGGCAUAAAAAAGAGAAUCGGAUGGCUUUCUUACAGUAGCUGAGAUGCGAUCAUGAAUACCUUCGAAUUACUAGUGAAAACUAUCCGCGUUCGCUCGAUGAUUAAGACAUGGAUGUCCUCUCCAUCAGGCCAUGCCGAGAUGAUUCAUCCUUAGAUUAAAAAUAAUACUGGGAUUUAGACACUGAUAACAGUAAAAUCCAUGACUUACUAAGGGUGGAGUACAGCCUGCGGUCGAAUCAACCCGCUUAUCGAUAGGAGAGAAAAUUAAAAAAAAUAUUUCCAAG
Messenger RNA from Monascus purpureus, 1570 nucleotides. The record is from the annotation of a GenBank genome assembly. Lineage: Eukaryota; Fungi; Ascomycota; Eurotiomycetes; Eurotiales; Aspergillaceae.